AAUAACUGGUGAUAAAAGAGUUUCAGCGGGGGCAACCAUGGUCGAGCUUCUAAAUCAGAAACAACUUUAACUUAAAAAUAGGAUUGUGAGUUAUCGUUUCCCCAUAUCUAGACGACCUUAACAAGCACCUGAGGGGAGGAAAAAGUGAAGUAGGCGAAGACUCAAGUGAAUGGCAACUUUGGCACUGUCAUCUUUAUCCUGCCCUUGCAAGAUUGACCGUGGCAAUGAAAAAUCCUCCUCGUUGACACCAACCCAAGCUUUAAAACCACCAUCCAUGAAAACUUGGCAAUUCCCACUUAACCCCGAAAAUCAAAUUGGGUCAUUGCAGUUGGUACCCCUAUAUGCCACAUUGAAUAGCCCAAAAGGGUUUGGACCACCACCCAAGAAGAACAAAAGGACAAAGAGUGGCGAUGAAAAAGACGAAGGUGAAGAGGAAUUCGAAGAGGCUGAGGCAGGCGUGAUACCCGAGGUGGUAACAAACCGGAUGAUAAGCCGAAUGGGAUUAUCGGUUGGGAUUCCAUUGUUUAUAGGGCUGUUGUUUUUCCCGUUCUUUUAUUAUCUCAAGGUUGGGUUGAAAAUCGAUGUUCCAACGUGGGUGCCGUUUAUUGUUUCCUUCUUCUUCUUUGGGACGGCUUUGUUAGGGGUAAGUUAUGGCAUCGUGUCAUCUAGUUGGGAUCCCAUGAGAGAAGGGUCACUCUUGGGAUGGAAUGAGGCUCAGAAGAACUGGCCUGUGUUUUGGCAAUCCAUUUGGGGUGGAUCGCGUAAGAAGUAGGACGUUUCUUCAUGCUUAUAUACUGCUAUUUUCGUCUCAA
This is a messenger RNA of Hibiscus syriacus, 812 nucleotides long. Its product is annotated as protein PAM68, chloroplastic-like. The transcript is spliced from 2 exons. The coding region runs from base 170 to 772 and encodes 200 amino acids. The record is from RefSeq and is a predicted model, not a curated record. NCBI's taxonomy places the organism in Eukaryota, Viridiplantae, Streptophyta, Magnoliopsida, Malvales, Malvaceae.